AAAAGAAAAAAAAAAAAAAGAGUAGUGUCAUAUACCUUGAAAUCAAAGCUUUUACCAAUGCCUCAGAUUCAUCGGCUUGCUGGCCAAGUUAGUUUGAAUUGAAAAAAAAAAAAAAAGAAUUGUUAUAAAACUAUAUUCCGUGGAGAAACAACAAAAGCGUAGUACUCCUACAAUGAAAUCAAGUUUAUCCCUUACCCUUUUCAACGCCCUUUUAAUCUCCGUCAGCUUAAUCCUUGUCUCAGCCGCUAAAAUCGGCCACGUCAUCACUUUCCGAUCACCUUCUCUCUACCCUGAAUCAUUCACUUGGAAUCCGAAUUCCCACAACUUCAUCUCUGGCGGUACACGUCAUCAGGAACUACUCUCCAUUUCCUCCCACACCGGCUUAACCGAAACCCUAAUCUCCGAUACCGAUUUGCCGUCAAAUUCCUCAUUUUUAGGUCUCGCUAUUGAUCGCCGUAACAAUCGCCUCCUUGCUUGCAUUCACCGUAUCCCUACCGCUGCUUUCCCUUCCCCUUUCAACGCACUCGCUGCCUAUGACCUCCACACCCACCGCCGCAUUUUCCUCACGCCGCUGCUAGACAACGAGGAUCAAAAUCCGAUCGCCACCGUGACGGAAACAAUUCGCCCAGCCGCGGCGAAUGAUGUCGCCGUUGAUUUCUCCGGAAACGCUUAUAUCACCAAUUCCGAUGGGGAUUUUAUAUGGAAAGUGAAUGUCGAAGGAAAAGCUUCGAUUUUCUCGAGAUCGGAGGUCUACAAAUCUCAUCCGGUGGACAUGACUGUAGACUAUCAUAAAUGUGGAUUAAACGGUGUCGUUUAUAUCUCUGAAGGAUAUUUACUUGUGGUCCAAUCAAAUACAGGGAAAAUGUACAAAGUCAAUGUUAACGACGGGACGGCGAAGACGGUUAAUUUAAACAAGGAUUUAACUGCAGCUGACGGAAUGGCCGUUAGAAGUGACGGAGUUGUUCUAGUUGUGAGUCAACACAAGCUUUAUUAUUUAAAGAGUGAGAAUAAUUGGGAUGAAGGAGUGGUGUUUGACGAAAUUGCCCUUGAUGCGGAAGGGUUUGCGACGGCUGUUACAGUGGGGAAUAAGAAUAAGGUGUAUGUGUUAUAUGGGCAUGUGAUGGAGGGUGUAAUGGGAAAUGGAGAUAGAGAAGAGUUUAGGAUAGUGGAAAUGGAGGAAGAGGAUAAUAAAGAAGAUAAUGUUUGGUUGUUUGUAUUAGUUGGAUUUGGGUUAGCUUAUUUCUUGUUUUGGAGAUUUCAAAUGCGUCGACUUGUCCAAAAUAUGGAUAAGAGAAUAGCUUAGUUUUUGUGGGGAAAAAAGAAUAGCUUUAAUUUACCAUUUUUUUUUUUUUUUUUUUGUUUUUGCUCUUGCCUCAUGUAUUUGUUUGGUAAUUUAUUUUGAUAAAUGACAAGUAUUUCUUUUUUUUAUGUCGUA
Molecule: messenger RNA, 1435 nt
Organism: Lycium barbarum (goji berry)
Lineage: Eukaryota; Viridiplantae; Streptophyta; Magnoliopsida; Solanales; Solanaceae
Exons: 2
Coding region: 173-1303 (376 amino acids)
Cellular component (GO): endoplasmic reticulum
Source: RefSeq, a predicted model, not a curated record